AUGGCGGACUCAAAAUUUAUUAAACCCGACCCAGAGGAUGAAAAGGUCAUGCCGCCUCCAAUGGCCAUGGAGGAGGACGAGCUCUUUGAGGACGCUGGCGACCUCGAGUUCUACGACAAGACUGCGAGCAACACCUUCGAAACCCUCUAUCUCGCGCGCGUGCCGAAGUACAUGUGGGAUGCGUGGUUGAAGCUUACUGAGAGGUUAGGUGAUGACGAUGAGAUUCAGAUUGGCACUCUGCGGACGUGGAACGAACGAGUACCCGAUGCCUCGAUUGAGGGCGGCACUCGUGACGUGACCAAGCUUCGUAUGCUGCUGCAGGCCAACUGCCCUGAGCACCAGAUGCUCCCUCGCGAGUAUGACCUGGAGAUUCUGGAUAGGGACGUCAAGAAUCACUUUAUAUUCAGCGAGGAGGACCUGCCCGGGUACAAGGAGAAGAACAAGGCGCGUGCGGAGGCUGCCGCCGCGGGCAUACCCCAAUCACUGUUGCGACAAAGGCAGAACCAAGGGGCCGAGCGAACUGAGAGGACGUAUGAUCGGAGGAGUCGAUAUCAGCCGUACUAUCGAAAGGCUAUUCCAAAAAAGACAAAGAUCUUUGGCAAAAUCCACUACGAUGUUCGCGUCGAGCCUCGAAACAUCCGAGAAGAGGAGCGCCUGCUUGCUCAGCGACUACUCGACGCCGAGAGUUGCAAGUCGAAGCUUCAAAUCAUCAGCAGGAACAGCGCAUCUGCCAUCAUUAACCCAGGCACUGCAGGCUCAGCUACCUGGGGUGGAGGCUUUAUCAAAAAUGCACCACCGACCGUCAAGGCCAAAAAGGGCGAAGUGUUCAAGGCUGCUCGCAUUCCCAAGAACCAGCUGUUGGAUCUCAUCUUCGACUGCUUCCGUCAGUAUCAGUAUUGGUCCAUGAAGGCAUUGCGGCAAAAACUGCAACAGCCAGACUCAUAUCUGCGCCAAGUGCUCGAAGAGGUGGCUGUGUUGCACAAGAGCGGCCGCUUUGCGAACCACUAUGGCUUGAAUGACGCCUACAAGGACAAGGCUGGCAGUGAAGCCAAGGAGGAGGCCGCCGAGGCUGUUGACGACGGGGACGACGAUGAAAAUGAAGAGAUGGAAGAUGUUUUGCCAGCAUAA
Molecule: messenger RNA, 1128 nt
Organism: Metarhizium acridum CQMa 102
Lineage: Eukaryota; Fungi; Ascomycota; Sordariomycetes; Hypocreales; Clavicipitaceae
Biological process (GO): transcription by RNA polymerase II; transcription initiation at RNA polymerase II promoter
Cellular component (GO): transcription factor TFIIF complex
Source: RefSeq, a predicted model, not a curated record